GCCAAUUUGGCUAUUUGUGAAUAGUAGAGGUCAAACCAGCAAAACAACUUUGUCAAGAUGACGAGAAACGCUUGACUUUCUUCCCGACUUAGGUUGGAUAAAAUUUCAUUAGAAAAUCAACAACGAAUCUUGCUCUACUUGAAUGGCAAUCAGCGAAGCGAAACAGGAUAAAACCCUACGCAGACAAUAGUAGUGCUCACAUCGACAUCAAAGGAAGCAUUUAGUGCAGUAUGUAUUUGCACAUACAUGCAUACAUAUAAUACAUAUGCUGCAAAUAUAGUUACUACAAAAACAAAAAAACCAAAAACACAAAAAUAGCAAGCAUAAUACCCUAUUAAGCAUAAAGCUUCGGCAACAGGAAAAGUACUAUAAUUCGAAUCAAACAAUAAGCGACGUGGCUGACGGGCUAUACGCGACAUGGAAGACUUAUUUUUGUUGAUAAUCAAGGAGUCGACAGGGACGAAGCACAAUGCACUGAGGCAAACUGCGCAAAUCGCCUACGAUAAAUUAUAUCGCCAGCAUGGCAUCCAUCGGGAUCCAGCACAUGAGCUCCGUUCUGUAUGUUUCACUGCACUACAAAUGGCCUUAGACACGAAACGACCAAAGUUCAUUACCAUGGGCCUCAACGGACUUCAUCGCAUUAUCAAGGAUGAACGUUUUUACAUCGGCCUGGAACCGGAGGAUGACUCAGUGUGGUUGCCCGCUCAGUUGUUGCGCGCCACAAAUGGGAUUUUACCCACAACUAGCAGUGAAGAGACCGUAAUCAAUGUUUUACGCUUGUUUUUGGCUAUGGCUUGUUCCCCUGCGUGCACUUUAAAUGGCCGGCUUCUCAUCGAGACACUUUCACGCUGUGGCGAGUGUUGGGAAUUGGGCUCACGUGCCACCAAAGCCGCCUCACUGGCAGCAGCAUCACAAUGCUUGCGCACUUUUUGCGCCUUUCUUAUAGAAGAAGCAGAAGAGGUGAAGAAGACUGCACCGCCUGGUCUAAUGACACAGACACAGGCAUCGGCAGUGUACAAUGAAGUGAUUCCGGUAAUGCAGUGGCUAUGCAGUCGUUUAGUAGAGCCGGCGGCGAAUGGUUCACCCAACAAAAAGCCUGAGAAUAAUUGCUCGCUUUAUUUAACAGAAUGCAUUUUAACACUGACUUCGGCUUUGCCCCGAAAUGUCCAUGCAAAUCCCCAUUUCACAUCAUUCUUGUGGCAGAAAUUCUGUCCUACUCUUGCAGCAGCAUUGGGAUCGCCAGGCCGCAUUAAUUUGGAUAAAAAAUUCACUUAUAAAGAUGCGCUGAAUAUGAUUGAAAACGAAGCUCGUGGCUUUUUUACUGGCCCUGGCCUAGAUGGUCCACAAGCUCGUUGCGUGUACUUGACUGGAAUCCAAUUGCUGCGGAUUGCAGGAGCCUAUGGCUCGUUGCGACCUAUGCUGGAGGCACUUUUUCAUCGCAUGCUUUUGCUGCCAACACCGCAAAAUCGUACUGAGCCAUUGAAAUGUGUUCGAGAAAUUCUGAAGAGUCCAGAGCGUUUGAUCGAUCUGGCGGUUAUUCUUUACGUUGAUAAAAAUACUGGCCAAGGUUGCAGUGAUGAAAUGGCAUUAUUUCGACUUAUGAUCGAUGCAAUGGAAGAAUGCGCUUAUGGCAUUAGUGCAGGUGCCGGAGUUGAGGCAGGCCUUCAGGCCAGCGUGGAGUGCAUGGUGGCACUACUGGAUAGUUUGCAAAUUCUUUGCAGCGGCGAACUAACUGAAUCAAUGAUUAGCGAUCAGAUUGUGAGCACCGUCAACAGUCGUCACGAAACAUUAAAGGAUGCCGAUUACACGGGCCCAUUAACUUAUCAAUCGAUGGCGCGGCUGCCUGCUCCUUAUCGCGAUGCGAUUGUAGAGUUUCGUCAAAGCGUUUUUGAAACCUCUUCAGGUUCAGACAGUGAUGGCGAUCAUCCAGAACACGAUGCAGCUUCAAAUGGUUCAGGUGAUACAGAGGGGCCUGAAGAGGAGGAGCAAUCAACAUCGAGUGAUGAAACGUCACGUGUAGAAAACAGAUGGCCCUACACCCACCUUGAGGCCCCAGUCAUACCAGUACGCACCGAUAUUGACAAUGAUCGACAACAUGCCCGAGAUUUUGCAAAGGCAUUGCGAAAAGAUUUGGUACCGAAGCUGUUACGUAUACGCUCCUGCAUUGAGGUAGACGAGGCCAUGCAAGAAUUCGCCUCAGUCGUAUGCCAAGAAAACACAAUGAACUUCUCCGAUUUCGAUUAUCACCUUACGGCCAUCAAUGCUGACGGCAUUUACUUGGCGAUUUAUUCAUCGUUACUGCUCAGUCUGCAACUUACAAAGGCUGGAUAUUAUGAAGACAUGCAGAAAGAGAUAUUAAUUCCUAUGUCGGAACAGCAGUUCGUUACAUCUGUCCAGAACACUGGUGUUUUAGUGUACCUUUCAUCUCCUUGGCUCUGUGAAUUAUAUCAGUCAAUAUUGGUUUCGAAUGGCUUAGAAGCGAUGAGCAGGGAGGAACUGGAAGGUACCAAUUCACGAAGUGCCCUGGUGGAUAUGCUUUGUGACGCAGGUGGCUUGGGACCCACCCAGAUGCUUUCUGAGUGGCAACGGUUACAAAUGGCAAAUAUAAAGUACACCGACGAACGGGACAACAAACGACGCGAGGCUGCAAAGAAACUUUGCCGGCGACUUUUGACUUGCUGCUGGGAUUCGAUGGUUAUAGUUUUGAGCUCGGGUCUAGGUGAUUUAUCGUGUAGUAACUCAAAUAAAUUGAUGGCCUUGUCUAAACGUACACUACGUGUCAAGACAAAGACAAACAAAACAAAUGGAGAGGCAUUAUAUGCGAUGUGUCUGGACGGUCUGCAUGCGGCGGCCACUUUAAGUAACAGCUUGAAUCUACAGCACUUAGCUGGAAAAAUUUUAAGCCUUUUGGCAUCAAAUGUGUGUCAGACAAACGGGCCGAGAAUUUCUGCUAGCCAAGCAAUGUCUAUGGAUGUGGUUUUAAAUGGAGGCCUAAAUUUAGGUUCUUAUAGUUCGGAUUGUUGGCAGUCAGUGUUUGCUGUGUGUCGUCAUGUCAGCCAGCUGGAACACGAAAUUUUCAGUUUACAAAAUUCAUCGAUUGGAACGUCGCCGGGUACUGGCCGUCGAGAUAUGGAGACCGGUGAAAAGCUAAGCAAUACAACUCAAAAUGAUAAGCUCAACUUGUCAUCACUUCCUAUAGAUGACGACGAAACCUGCGUGGACGUCUACAGUUUCCUUCAAGCACCUCUACAGAGCCCUAAUACUAAUAUCACAUCAAUACUGAAGGUUUACUCUGGCACUAAUGAAACUGUGCUAUUGAGUCAGAGUGACACCUCAAAAGUACUCUGCGCUUUAUCGCACCAGGCUGAAAAUCUCUUCUCCGAUGCUGCUGAGCGUUUAAGUCUCCCGUCGCUGUGCCAGUUUCUGAAAAACCUUUGUAAAGCAUCUCGCGAACAGCUCUAUAAAAAUACAGUUACACGCAAAGGCAGCCGCAUUUGGUGGCCAAGCAAGGGUUGGAAGAAACUCGACACUCUACCCAUGUCGCUUUUAUUGCACCGCAUCGGAGAUGUUACCUUGAAGGUAUUUAAAAGUUCCAGACCGCUUUUGCAUAUACUAAAGGUAUGGGCUAUCACUGGACCUCAUCUAAUGGACGCUUCUUGCCAUAGAGAUCGUGUUAUAUCCAAAAGAGCCAUAGAGUACAUUCAUGACGUAAUUACAGCACUCUUGGUAGAGCAAUCAGAGUUGCCACAUUUCCAUUUUAAUGAGGCGCUACUGAAACCAUUCGAAAAUCUUUUGAGCAUGGACACGUGCGACGUUGAUGUGCAGGAUCAAAUUGUUGCCUGCUUGUACGAAAUAGUGGAAGCACAUCGGACGGAAAUUCGUUCGGGUUGGCGCCCGCUUUUUGGAACAUUACGCAAUGCUCGGAGCCGAAUGCUUAAUAUGAGUAAUAUUAUCGACAUAUUCAGAGUCUUCCUUGAUUCGGAUAAUACACUGGUAUUUGCUAAUGCUGGUUUGGAUUGCAUACUCUGCUUAUUGUCUUACCUCGAGAUAUCUGGCGGUGGAGGGCAAAAUAGCAAUACAUGCGGCGAAGAAGAAAACAACUUCCGACCGACAGAAUUUUUACAUGAAACUCUGCGUUUCCUGGAGCGCUGCUCAUCCAUUUUAGGAUUUAUGUUCAACAUGCCGAAGUGUCCCAACUUUCAUUCCACAUACAAAAUUAAAGGCAUCUCCUAUACCCACAUAAUCGAUGCAAAUAUUCCAAACUCAAUGGAGAACUUCACAUACUUCGGUAAUGAUUACUUACAAACGAAAAAUGAACAGCACAUGAUAUCGUAUCGAUCGCUGCACAUUGACAAGGAUACAAUCGUGAAGAUCGAUGAAAUGGAUAAACCGUCAGGGGUGUUAAAAGUUUGGUUCCUUCUGCUAGAUGGCCUUACAAAUUCACUCAUAGUGUGUCCUUAUUCACAUCAAGCGCCAAUUCUUCAAACAAUUUUUAAACUCUUUAAAAAUUUGCUAUGCAGUCCCGGCAUCGAUUUCGGAUUUUACUGCAUAAAUCAUCUGUUGAUACCGAUGAUUCAGGACUGGCUUCGUUAUAUAAAUAAAACUGGUGCUCCAUGGCCAUUAAUUGAGAAAAAUUUCAAGCACUGUUGCUGCAUGACCACCGAUUUGGUAGUGGAAUUCAUCGAGAAGUCAGUAACAGAUACCAGAAGGCAGUGUGUGCUAAAAACACGUGUAACCCAAAUCGUACACACACCUCCUAACCUUAACUCGGGCAGCACUUCCAGCAACAUUAACACUGAAAACUCUCUGUAUUCUAAAUUGAAGUUCGUCACCGAGCGGAUUGACGAUAAUGAAAACACUCAGCAUCAUAAUCAAUACGACAGUUCGUCGUCGAGCGAGGAAAGCGGCACCAACAUUAUCGAUUCGCCAACGAAAAUAUCCGGAUCAGCUACAUUGGCACUGAAACAACUACUACUUGUAUUAAUAGAGUGCGCUGCCCAGGCGCAGGAAUCAGUGGCACGAGUGGGCGUUUCAUGUCUGAAGCAUGUCAUUUUAUCCACUGGCAUGCUCUUUAAUGAAUCACAAUGGAUGAUUGCCUGUUCGGCCAUACACCGCGCCUGUACUGUGACCAUCGCACCCUUGCGCCAAUUGUCCUUUGCCUUCCAUGAGAAGUCGAAUAGUUUUUAUGGAGACUGUGCUAAUGUAAAAGUAGCAGCUCGCCGCGAUAGUACCAUGGAUGAGUUAACUCGCAUUUACUCAUUGGCGCAGCAGGUGUUUCUUUCCGAUAAUCAAAGAGAGCCGGCCGCAAAGAUAUCCAGCCACUUGGACAAACAUUUGACAGAUGAACGAAGUUACUCCUUUCUCUUGUAUCCAUUAAACAAUGGUUUUAAUUCGAAUCUAGACAAUUUUGUAAUUCGUAUACCUUUCAAAAAUUUGGUUGUUGGCUUAUUGGCAAACCAGAUGCUUUUACAGUUAGUUGCGAAACUUUUACUCUCCCGCUUAAAGUGUGUACCUCAGGCGGUGUCAACGUGCAUCUUCGACAAUUAUGCAACAUCAGCUUCAAGUCACGAUUAUGACUUGGACUUUCGCUCCAAGGAAAUUCUAUUGCGUUGCGUCAAACAGUAUUUGACGAGUUCCCUAGAAUUUGAUUCCCGCCCCGGACUCAAGUUUUUAAUGCAGAAGGUAUCCAAUAUCGAGUAUGCAGCAAAUUUAUAUAAACAAAUGACGUCAUCUUGGAUGAUCUACUAUAUUGCUUUAGUGGAUUCCUAUUUAAAUGACAUUGUAGUUUAUAAUCUGGGCCCGGAAGAUCUGAACUUUAUAUUGGAGUCCUGCUCCCGCCUAAAUACAACCACCGUUAAAAAGAAGGAAAAUUUUGUGCGAUAUUUGUUCUGUCUACAGGACGCUUGGAAUCUUGUGUGCGAGCUAUAUUUAAAUAACUCAGCAAUGCAUGAAAUUGAAAAUGGAAAACUGCGUUCUGGAGAAGCCGGAGAUAAGCGCAGUUCGCAGCAAAAACUGAUAAGCGCCAAACCAAUGCGCAUAUCCAUCAACAGCAAUAGCGACAAUGUCAGCACGUCCAGUCACUCAGAAACGACGGACUCCUCGCCCAAUAAGUGUAUUCAACUCGAGGAGGAGAAUGUUACGAUGACAACACUGAUCAGUGAGUUCCAACCAAAAAGUCGCAAUAAUCCUUUCGACACGAACCGUCCGCAGAAGUGCGAAUCGGAAGCGAUUUCACCGGAAAUAGAGCAGCAGCGCGCUUCAAGCAUACUUAAGGACUCCAAUUACAAGAAAGCUGCUUUAGCUCAACUCGUUGUAGCUUCAAUGGAGCUGCUACAUUCUUUGCCCGGUGAGGCCGAAGAGAAUCUUAAGCUUCUAAUGACACCAACGAUAAGGGAAGCCUUCCGGCUUGUACAGUUGCAAGGCAAUGAAUUGAAGGUUAAUCAAUUUUAGGCUAUGCUUGUUGAGUUUUAUUUUGAUUUGUAAAAGAAAGGAUUUCGUAAUCGAACUUCAUUGAGCCCGAUUCGAGCAUAGGACUGGCAAUGGAAUUGAUAUACAUACAUCGGAAUCAUAUAAGACGACUGAGCGGUACACAUGCUGUCCAUAUACAUACAUAAAUACAUAAGGCAUUAAGGGACAUACAUUUAUAUAAAUACAUGCGUAUCCAUACGUAUAUGUGUGUAUGUGUAUGUGCAUAUGUUUCUAUAUAUAUACAUACAUACAUCCUACAAAUAUCACAUAAUUAUGUACAUGCAUAUUUGCCUACAUACAUUCGUACAUACAUACAUUCAUACAUACAUUGCAUGCAUACAUAUUAACAUUCACUCCCCGCUGAUUGGCGAUACUCGUUAUUUCUGCAGUUGUACGUAAUUUCGAAAAUACUUAAUUCAGAAAUAUAUAAUAUUUAACAAAAUUGACAGUAAAAAAAUUAAAAAAAAGGUUAGUAGCAUAUCGAGAAGCUUGAGGUAUGAAAACUUGUACCAACAACAAAUGACAAAUCUCGCCAAUCAGUAUAGUAGUGAUAAAAUUUAUUAAAAAAAUAUAUAAAUGCUUUAUUUUUAUAAUGGGAUAUUUGCUUUUAUGCGCUAACUACAAAACUAUGCACGUACAAAUUAAACUAUAUUUUUUAAUCUGAGAGUAAUACUUACCAAGACCUAAUCAGCCUAUCCCUAACGGUUUAUUGGAAUCCGGUUGAGAAGUACAACCACAAGAAACUUAAUCAUACCUAAAAUCCACCACGUUUGAAGCCUACAUAUAUUUGCCUAAAAGUCACUAUCUGAUAACUAAAUAUACUUAUACAUACAUAUACUACAAUAAAUAUUUAAGUACAAGUCCACCAAACAAACUAACCAUUUCAUUUUCAUGGGAUGGCAGCAGACGGCAACACAUUUCAAAAUAAAAACUCAACACUUUGAGUUGACCAACGAAAAUACCAGCACACUCUCGUCCUACAUACAUUUAUGUAGCUCACUAAUGUGUACUCUCUUAGAGGAGAUUUUGGGGAAAUUAAUUCAAGGGAUAAUCACAAAACAUAUCCAUGCAAGCAUAUGUGUACAUGUGAAUGCUAAUAUAAAGCAAAUGUAAAGUAUGCAGAAUUUAAAAAUGCGAAUGUGCAUACAACAGUUUCGGCGAUUGCCCAUAGAAACAAUAACGCUUAGACUGCAUUGGAGCUGAGAAAUUUUCCAUGGUAGGAAAUGAAGUAGAAAACCGAACUGAAAUAAAAUAUUAUAUAUCGUUGCCAAAAUAAACAAAGGCGAAAGGGUUAGAAAAACUUAAACAAAAGAAAUUUUGUAUUCGAUUCUAUUCGUAUUAGCUAAUUACAAAAACGAAAUUUUUUUGCUUUAAUACUCUAAUUGGUUAUGUAGAAGCGCACUUUAGUGCAGAUUACCAUAAUAAGUAAAAAAAGAAGAAUUUGGAAAAAAUGCUGGUUAGAGCCUUUGUGCAUUUUGGUAACCAUAUGUAAAUAUUUCAUUCACAUGUACAUGUGUACGUACAUAAUUAUUUACAUUAGGGUGACCUAUUAUUUACAAACUCUGAAGUAUUAAUCUACACAACACGAAAAGUUCUUUGCUCAAUUCCAUGACUUUUAUUGCCGCUUUCUUAAUACUUUGAAAAGAUUGUACUUAAGAUGUUGGCGCAGAGCCAAACCCUCUUAGCCGUUUUUUGAAGUUUUUUAAUAUUAGAAAUGAGAAAUAAAACCCCAGACUUGAAAAUAUUUUACUGGUAUAUUUUACUAGUUUUAUUAUAAAUAUUGCAAUACAUGCAAUUCCUUCGUUUUGGCAGUUGCCGCAGUCCAAAGAGUUCCAAUACCACAAAUAGAUGGAUAAGAUUCG
This is a messenger RNA of Anastrepha obliqua, 8330 nucleotides long. Its product is annotated as brefeldin A-inhibited guanine nucleotide-exchange protein 3. Lineage: Eukaryota; Metazoa; Arthropoda; Insecta; Diptera; Tephritidae. The record is from RefSeq and is a predicted model, not a curated record. The transcript is spliced from 11 exons. The coding region runs from base 418 to 6450 and encodes 2010 amino acids. Gene Ontology annotation, molecular function: guanyl-nucleotide exchange factor activity. Gene Ontology annotation, biological process: regulation of ARF protein signal transduction.